GAGAGAGAGAGAGAGAGAGGAAACCAGGUUACUCUGUAACGGAGAGAGAGAUUGAGGCGGAAAGAGGAGGUUACCACAGCAACUCGGGGGACAUCGCUGCAGCAGCCGAGGGGACACACAGGUUGAAGUGACGAUGAGCAGAUGGAGGACAGACCUGGUGGUCCAGUUCCACCUCUGACCUUCAUCAAACAGUUUUGGACUUUACUGGGUACCAGGAAGCCAAGGGACCCUUCGCACAAAUAGCGACGGUCCAAGGAAAAAAGGAAGUUCAGUGCAGUUAGGUGUCUAAGGUGCCACCAUGUCCCAGGCAGGUAAAGUGCUCCACCUGUACGUUGAAGUGAGGUCUGUUGCCGAGGAGGAAAAUGAAGUGCCUGGAGGAAGAGAUGAUGGGACUGCUCACCUGAUGCUUCAGUGCCCAGACGUCCUCCCUCAAUCUCAGAGAAGCUCCAGCCCCAACCGCCGUCAGAAUCUUUCCCCAGUCUCUCAUCACCAAACUGGGGUUGGAAGCCACUGCUUAUCCCCCUCAAAGUCAUCCUCCAGGCACUCUGUCAGCUUCCAACUCCAAAACCCUGAUGCUACAGGGUGUCCCACCCAGUUCCACCGGCAGGAUUUGUCGCAUGACGGUAUCAAUCAAUUGCUCCAGGUCCUUGCACCUGGAACAACUGGUCUAGGCCAGCAUGGCUCAUUGGGACGCACCUGUUCCUCUGACAUGGAUCCCUACCGGGCAAAGAUGCUUAUCUCCCCAUCUUCUACAUCUUCUGGGACAGUGACCAUACCCUCCACACCUACCAGCAACCGCAGGUCCUACGAAGUCCCAGGGGUUGUGGGUGAGGAAGGGAAGACAUCUGUGGUGACCUUUGGCUACAUAGAGAAAGCUAACGUUCACAGCAUGGGGGGCCGCUGUACCUCUGUGUGCCAAAGUGAGUUGAGCAAUCCUCCUAACAGAAUGGAGGGGCAGCGGCUCCGAAAGAGGUUGAGUGACCCAGUGUGGUGCAAUGGGCAGCCAGGGCAAGGGGACCCUUACCACAAUCACCCUUACACCUCCAGGAGUCCGACCCUACAAGGCUCGCCUUACCUGCAGAGGGCGAGCCCAGACCCAGUUGCCAGAGAUGCCACCUACAGGGCCUUGGAGGAAUUUGGAUCCCCAGAACUUAGGCACAGAUUUGCUGGGCACAACCCAGAGAAUUACAGUCCAACCUUGCCACGGCACUACCAGUCCCCCCGCUGCCGGUCCUGGGGGGGGUCACCUGUCCUGCCCCGCAGCACCCUUACCCUGCCAUCAAAGGCCCUGCUGGACAGGGGAGUCUGCCGUAGUUCAGUGAAUGGACUACCCAGAAGUCCUGCCUCCGACCACCUGUGUUCUCACAGUGGGUACUGCUCCCACUCAGUAGCUCAAACCUCACCUCUUGGCUCUCGUGGCCCUCCCCAGAGCCAGCAGAGAUCAUGGGUGGGGGAAGAGAGCCCCAGGUUGUCCAGCAAAUUUCACCCACCGUUACCCGCGGGGAGACCCACAGACAUCCAGCAUGAGAUCCCAACUAGCAUAUUCCACACCAGCAACCAUUCCAGGACUGGCUAUCAAGCUAGUGGGAACCCCAAACACAGUGUUGGUAGUAGCUAUUGUACCAACAUCAAUGCUAAUCAUAAUGCUACACACAGUACACACUACAGCACUAGUGAUAACGUAUCCAUCAAGACUCACUACAAACCGUCAAGCUGCAGUAGCAGAGCCAGUGACACAGUCAGCCCAACCAAUGGCAGGAGAAGCAUCUCCCCAUCCUUCAAUUCUGAAGUGGCUUGUAAGUUAGAGGUGGAAGCUACCAAGCUGUCCAAUAUUUUAGCUGAGAGGCGGACUCCCUCUCCAACAUAUUCUCAAGCUGAGUCACUGAGGUCAGAGAGUCCCAAGAUGUCAUUCCUGAGCGAAUCCCAACCGUAUGCCACUAUUCAUGAGCGAAAUUCCCCUGAGACUCUGCGGGCCGACAACCAGAACCUCAGAUGGAAGACAGACAAAGCAACGCCUCAAACCAGACCAGGACGCGUCUCACCGCUCUUAUCCCAGAAAGGCCCGUCUUCGCCAGCAUCUUCAGCCUUGCCGGCUAGGUUGCACUGUGCAGCCACUUCUCAAUCACCAGUCUUGGACCCACGGUAUCAACGUGGUUCAUCGCCCUCUAAGGACGUGUCUGCCCUGCACCACUACCAGCUGCCACAGUACACUGGAGACCACAAACCGCCCAGCAUGGAGCGGAAGCAGUAUGAUCACCUCUUUGACAGAUCUCUGAAGGAAAGCCCUGAACUCUCAAGGAGACUUCUCUCAGAAGCGUUCCCCGUGAGCUGGUCGGACGCUGGACCGGUCCAGGAUGGGGACGAACUCUGUGAAGACGACUGCAGACAGUCGGACUCUAGAGUGUACAUUCCAAGCAAAGAGGAACAUCGCAGGAAGGUUGGAAGAGACGAAGGAAUGGAGGCAUCGGUGCAGGAGUGUCAAGCGCCAGUUACAAGUGUGUCCAAGGACGAGAGGGAGGAGGUUCAGGAUCACAGCGGGGCUGCUGGGAUUGCCUCUCAAAGCUCCAGUGGGGUUACGGGCAGCAUGGGAGACUCCCAGAUGGACAGAAACGACAGUCUGUCCCCCGAAACCUCGAGCCAGUCCAGCCAUGACACGGCAGACACCGGCUCAGGGAUACAGUCGGACGGCGGCUCGUCGACGACUCCGUCCUCGCGGUCGCAGAAGAUCGCCAGAGCCAAGUGGGAGUUCCUGUUUGGAGGUCAGACGGAGGAGAGUCUCUGCAGUAAAGACGCUCCGUCCACGACGCCUCCAGCCAGCGGUUCGCCAAGCCCCACUCCUCCCUCCUCCCUCCGUCUGAAACCAGCCAAUCAGAGGAGGGGGCGGGGCAGCAAGGGUCCGAGGUUGUCGCAUCACGCGGUGCGGCAGAUCGAGGUGGAGCUGGUGACCCCCGACCCCAGAGGCUCCACCCCCAGGACGGGCAUCAUCCGCCGGACCGUCCAGUACUCCGAGACGGAUCUGGACUCCGUGCCACUGCGGUGCUACAGGGAGACCGACCUGGACGAGGUGAUGCGGGCGGAGGCUGAGGCGGCCGAGGAGGCAGACUCGGCCUUUGGGAGUAACCGCAGCGUCCUGGGAAACUCCAGCUUCAGCCCGGCCGACACCUCCCCGAAACCCCGGACAGGUGGCGUGAAGAAGAGGGGAGAAGAAGAGGAGGAGGAGGAAGCAGUGGUGAGCUGGGCCAGUGUCCGGAUGCUGGGAGAUCAACAGAGACAAAGAGCCGACGAGGACGAGGUGUUCAGUCUGCUGCUGAAGGGGUCAUUGGCGGCGUGCGACUCGCACGGCGGCCUCAAGUCUCCGAUCUCCAUCGGCAGCCCCCGACGACCCUCCGAGAGCAACCUGGACUCCUUCAGCCGCCACUUUGAAAGCAUCAUGGAGUCUCACCGGGCCAAAGGCACCUCGUACAGCAGCCUGGACAGCGUGGACCUCCUGACCUCUGGAUCCACGUCGGUGUUCACCUUCGACCUGCCCACCCUCACCCCUGAGAUCCAGAGUCAGAUCUGCGACAGCGCCAAGCAGAUCAUCGAGCUGAGCUUCGCCCCGCUGGUCCGUCCGGACCCGUCCGCCCCGUCGGAGACGUCUCGCUCCGAAAUCGCACUCAGUGACUUGGGGGCGGGGCUUCGAGGCUGCUCCAAAGACGACCCUGGCUCUCCGGUUCGAUCCAAGUCGGAGAAAGAGUCGUGGCGUCGGUCCAUCCUCAAAGACGGCUUCCGCAAGGCGAACUCGGCCCCCUCGCUCCACAGCAGCCCCAGGUGAGUCACGGCUGAUGGUGCAGGUCCAGACUGAGGACAGGAAGUCUCCACUUCCUGUCUCCAUCCUGGGAAGUGUGACGCUAACGUUAGCUCAGCUUAGCUGACGCUGACGCUGCACAAAUAGUAGAUGAUGCCACUGACAGGAGACCAAAUGAAACGCACCGUUACCUUGAUUGUAAUUACAGAUUUCUCUGUUUGAACAUUGUUGAAACAUUUGUGAUAACAUAAGAACACAACUCAACAACGUAUACAACACAGGUAGUUGUUUUUAGACACUUUAAUGAAGAAAAGUUAUAUAUUCAACCUUUCAAAUCUGCAAACUGAUGACUGCAUGUAAAAUGUAUUAUAAAUGUACUAGAAAUAAAAACAAUAGAAUCUACCUGCUGCAGUAACACGGAUCAGCCACACGGUGACACCAGAGAGACGUGAAGUGGUUACUGUUGGUGUUCACUUGUCUAUCUUUGUGAGGACCAGUUUGAGUUUUAGACCUCGAGAGUAGGAGGACAUUUAGGGAAGUGAGGACUCUUUAGUUGGUCCUCAGAGUCUCUUUAAGUGUUUGGAGAGUGAGGAUGUUUUUAAGAGACGUUUUUGUCUUUAAAUCUUGAAAAGGUUGUGUGAUGUUUAAAACAAGGAAUGCAGUAUGUCAAUGAGUCCUCAUAAGUAUUGAAGAACAAACGUGUGCGUUUACAUGCAUGUGUGUGGGGAUUUAAUGGGACACAUGAGUUUAAUUAUAGAGUGUCUGACGCACACACACACACACAAGAGGGCGACACUGAGCUGUUUCUGAGGAGCUGAAGUCCAUUCACUUUUUUCAUACCUGUCAUACCUGGUCCUUCCUGUCCAGUCUUUGUUGUAGCGAUGUCAUACCUGGUCCUUCCUGUCCAGUCUUUGUUGUAGCGAUGUCAUACCUGGACCUUCCUGUCCAGUCUUUGUUGUAGCGAUGUCAUACCUGGUCCUUCCUGUCCAGUCUUUGUUGUAGCGAUGAAUGUAGUGAAAAUAGAAAUGAUCAAGUACAAGUACCUCACACUUGUACUCAAGUAGAGUACUUGAGUACUCUAGGUUCCUCUGGUCUGUGUUUGGUGAUCAGUUCUGGCUCCACAUCCUCCUCCAGCUCCACAUGAUCUACUUUCACAUAGAACCGAACCACAGAGCCUGUAAAGUCUGCAUUUAACAAUGCGUCAGCAUCUAAUUGUUCCCUCCACGUCUUUAUGUCCGUUCACCUCAGGACACCGUUGUAAUGUCCCUCUUGUUUCAGCCUCAGACAUUCACAGAGGAGACCUUUUCUUCUUUUUCUUUUAGUCUCUUGGAAACGUCUGUAGGUUUUGUACCUCUGAGAUGUAAAAGUAUUGAGUAGCAGAAAAGGGAAAUACUCAAGUAAAGUAUAAGUACAAAACUUGGCUAAAUGUACUUGUUAAAUUCCGUUAUAUUUUAUUAGUCAUAUGUAGUCUGUGUAAUGUAAUGUAAUGUGUCGGGUCAGCACUAGCGACGAGUACAUACAACAGUAUUUAACAUAGAAUAAGUUGAUAGUAGAUACUUAUUCCUUUUUUUUGUCUCUUUUGUAACUUUUUCAAUACUUACAAACAUAAUGUCCCCAAGUUUUAUCAAUGAAAAAUAUGCUGACUCAUUUGGCUGAGAGUCACCAGUUAGCACUAAGUCACUGUGAUUUAUGACCAAAGUUAACGAAACAUUUCACUUUUACGCUUCCAACAACAGUCGUCAUCCACAAAUCCCCACAAAGAGUCUAACACCUGAAUCAGUCCACUGCGUCUCCUACUGACCACCCUGUUGGUCUAUCUAUUCAAAGAGAAAUGUUAUGCCUGAGGGUCUGGUGGUCUGAAGGUCUCGUAGUUUGAUGGCCUGGUGGUUUGGUGGUCUGUUGGUCUGAGGGUCUGGUGUCCUGAUGGGCUCAAGGGUUCUGUGGGCGGAACAGUUCCCGUUCCAGACCUCCAUCCAGCUCCCCAGGUUGAACCUGUAGAAGUUAGUCAGGAUGCCGACGUUCCUUCCAAACGUCCUCCGUCUUCUCAGAAAGUAGAGCUGCUGACGAUCUUUGUGUGACCACAUACACACACACAUACACACGCACAAAAUUCUAAUUCAAACACAAACUUUAUUGUUUUAGCAGAAAACAAACCUCAGGGAAAGUUUCAUGAAAGCAAAACCGAAAAAUCGAACUUGAUCAACAGCUUCUUCUCCUUCAGCGGAAAGAGACUCCUCCCAACACACACACACACACACACACACACAC
Molecule: messenger RNA, 6055 nt
Organism: Anarrhichthys ocellatus (wolf-eel)
Lineage: Eukaryota; Metazoa; Chordata; Actinopteri; Perciformes; Anarhichadidae
Exons: 7
Coding region: 299-3814 (1171 amino acids)
Source: RefSeq, a predicted model, not a curated record